AUGCCUCGAAAAAAGUCUGUAACCGCCACUUCCGAUCCCAUGCAAGUGGACAGUGGUAGUACCGCAUCAGCGAUAGGUGCCGUUUCCGAAGGACUGACUUUGUUGGAGAGUGCUCGGAGAGGAGAUGUAGCGCUUGUUAAAAAAUUGAUUGAAUCUGGUUUGGAUGUAAACUUGCCCGAUGACAGAUUUGUAUAUUAUGGAAUGACACCAUUGAUGUGGGCUUGCGAUAGUGGACAUGUACCUGUGGUAAACUAUUUACUAAGUGUUCCUGGGAUUAAUAUCAAUCAGGUCGAUGGUAUUACGGGAAGAACAGCUCUUCACUAUGCUGCAAUUAGAAAUUAUAAAGAAAUUUGUGACAUUUUAAUUAAGGCCAACAUCGACACAUCAAUUAAGACUGUACUGAACCACACUGCAGAAGAUAUGGCCUAUCUCAGAGGUCAACAUGAAUCUCUUGAAGUUCUCAAAUGA
Messenger RNA from Naegleria fowleri, 468 nucleotides. RefSeq lists its product as uncharacterized. NCBI's taxonomy places the organism in Eukaryota, Heterolobosea, Eutetramitea, Acrasida, Naegleriidae. The transcript is spliced from 3 exons. The record is from RefSeq and is a predicted model, not a curated record. The coding region runs from base 1 to 468 and encodes 155 amino acids. Gene Ontology annotation, cellular component: nucleus; cytoplasm. Gene Ontology annotation, molecular function: protein binding.